Setaria italica (foxtail millet) is the source of this 1357-nucleotide messenger RNA. Its product is annotated as ervatamin-B. The transcript has 2 exons. NCBI's taxonomy places the organism in Eukaryota, Viridiplantae, Streptophyta, Magnoliopsida, Poales, Poaceae. Gene Ontology annotation, molecular function: cysteine-type endopeptidase activity. The record is from RefSeq and is a predicted model, not a curated record. Gene Ontology annotation, cellular component: lysosome. Bases 62 to 1177 code for a protein of 371 amino acids.
CCCAUCUAUUUCGAUCAACGCUCACUGAAACAUCUACAUUCUCCACACGUUGAGCUAAUCCAUGGCGGCCUCCUCCACCAAACGCUUCCUGCCAUGCGUACUCCUCCUCGUGGCCGUCUCCCUCAACGGCUGCUUGUCAGCCCACAGCCUCGCCGACGAUGGCGUGGCUGACAACAAUGACGAUCUGAUGCUAGCAAGGUUCCAGCAGUGGAAGGCGGAGUACGACAAGUCGUACGCAACCGCCGAGGAGGAGCUUCACCGUUUCCAGGUGUACGCCAGCAACGUGCGCUACAUCGAGAGCACCAACGCCGACGCCGAGGCGGCCGGGCUCACGUACGAGCUCGGCGAGACGGAGUACACCGACCUCACCAACGAGGAGUUCAUGGCCCUGUACACGGUGCCCCCGCAGACGCAGCUAGCUGAAGAAGACGACGACGAGGACAUGGCAGUGAUCACGACGCGCGCCGGGUCGGUCGAUGCCACCGGCCACGCGGCGGCGUACACGAACCUGUCCGCCGCGCCGGCGAGGGUGGACUGGCGCACGAAAGGCGCCGUGACGCCGGCAAAGAACCAGGGCUCGUGUGGGUCGUGCUGGGCCUUCGCGGCGGUGGCCGCAGUGGAAGGGAUCAACAAGAUCCGGACGGGGAAGCUCUUGUCCCUGUCGGAGCAGGAGCUCGUGGACUGCGACACGCUGGACAAGGGCUGCAAGGGCGGCAUGCACUACCGCGCGCUGCAGUGGAUCACCAAGAACGGCGGCAUCACCACGGAGAAGGACUACCCGUACAAGGCCCGGCAGGGCAAGUGCGACCGCUCCAAGCUGAAGCACCGCGCCGCCACCAUCUCCGGGUUCCGGCGGGUGGCCACCCGGAGCGAGGCGUCGCUGCAGAACGCGGUAGCGAUGCAGCCCGUCUGCGUGUCCAUCGAGGCCGGGGGCAGCAACUUCCAGCACUACAAGAAGGGCAUCUACAACGGGCCCUGCGGGACCAAGCUCAACCACGCCGUCACCGUCGUCGGGUACGGACAGCAGGGCAGGGACAAGUACUGGAUCGUCAAGAACUCGUGGGGGGGCAAGUGGGGAGACAAGGGCUUCAUCAAGAUGAAGAAGAACAUCGCCCGUAAGCCGGAGGGACUGUGCGGCAUCGCCAUCCGCCCUUCCUUCCCACUCAAGAAGAAGUGAUAUGUUUUCCUUCUUCUCAGUCAACCUAGCUAUAUGGUGGAGUCAAACUUCGUAUUUUCAUUUUUUUUACUCCUGUUACUUGUUAAACUUGUUUUUUGUCCGAAGUCAUAUGUGUAAUAAGACUCACCAUGUUUGAAGGCGAUAUGCAAUUAAAGUCAGGAGGAUUCUUGACUAGCUGAA